Molecule: messenger RNA, 750 nt
Organism: Lentinula edodes (shiitake mushroom)
Lineage: Eukaryota; Fungi; Basidiomycota; Agaricomycetes; Agaricales; Omphalotaceae
Product: TRAPP complex subunit trs33
Exons: 5
Coding region: 1-750 (249 amino acids)
Biological process (GO): endoplasmic reticulum to Golgi vesicle-mediated transport; regulation of GTPase activity
Cellular component (GO): trans-Golgi network; TRAPP complex; cis-Golgi network
Source: RefSeq, a predicted model, not a curated record
AUGUCCAGUCGAAACUCGCUACCGGUUCCGUCUUCCUCUUCCUCAGUUCCUCCGCAUCUUGCUGCUCUUGCUGCUUUCUCUGACCCGCCAACGCGCCAUGUAGACGGUGCCAUGAUGGAUUACUUUCUCAUAGAGACUGUCAAUGCUUUAAGGCAAUCAUCAAAAAUUGCCCUGACUAGAGAACGAGAGCGCGAGAAAGAGAUGAUUGAAGCCGGCCUUAUACCUCCUCCUGCACUGCCUGUGAAGGACACCAAAGAUUCGGCAGUGUCUGCAAGAGAUUCCACUGGUAGUCUGGCGUCUACGAAGGGAGGUAAAGUCGCAGCAGCCGGACCAGUAGAUGAAGAGGAAGAAGCGCUCAAAGUGCGGUUAGAAACAAUUGGGAUACAUGUUGGAAGUAAUUUCUCUGAAAGAUUAUGUCGCGACCGCGGAUUAUUCACGGAAACGUUAGAUGCCAUAAAAUUCAUCUGCAAGGAUAUUUGGGCAGCGUGUUGGGACAAACAAGUGGACAAUCUGAGAACGAAUCAUCGGGGCGUCUACGUCCUCCAAGACAAUUCAUUCAAAACUAUCUCUCGGCUCUCAUCAUGGCAAGGUCGACCGGACGCUGUGAGGAAGGCGAAAGUGUACGUCUCCAUGCCUGCAGGCAUCAUCAAAGGUGCACUUGCUCGCCUGGGAUACAAUGCUACGGUAUCACCUGAAGUGACGAAUCUACCUCAAUGUACCUUCCAGGUCAAGUUACCAAAGGGAUCUUAG